AUGGAAGGAUUAGCUAUCAGAGCAUCGCGACCGUCGAUCUUCUGCUCCCUUCCAGGUCUCGGCGGCGAUUCUCAGCGACGACAUAUAACCGACGGUUUCCUUAGGCUGCCGAAGUCAUCGAAUGCGGCGGAUAACCCAAAAUUAGUCGCGAAUUCUGCUUCUUUUCAUCCAAUCUCCGCCGUCAAUGUCUCUGCUCAAGCUUCCCUCACCGCCGAUUUUCCCGCCCUUUCAGAUGCGAUCGACAACAACUUCUUCAACAAAAGGGUUGUGUCAUUUGGAUCACUGGUCUCAGCGGUUCAGGUUUCUAAAAUUAAACAUGCUUCCUCUGUUUACAAAAACGCAGCAGUUGCGUUUGCGUUUGCGUUAGCGUUGGCGGUAACUCAUGGUUCUUCUGAUUUAGGAAAAAGCACGGUUGCUUGUGCGCUAAGCAAAGCAUUGUUUGAAAGAGGCAAACUUACUUACGCACUCGACGGCGACAAUGUACGCCACGGCCUUAACCGGGACCUCACUUUCAAAGCAGAGGACCGUACCGAAAACAUACGCAGGAUCGGUGAGGUGGCUAAGCUGUUUGCUGACGUGGGAGUCAUUUGUAUAGCAAGUUUGAUUUCUCCGUACCGGAGAGACAGAGACGCGUGCCGGUCGCUGUUACCGGAAGGCGAUUUCGUGGAGGUUUUCAUGGACGUUCCUCUCUCUGUGUGUGAGUCAAGAGAUCCAAAGGGGUUGUACAAGCUCGCACGUGCCGGCAAAAUCAAAGGCUUCACUGGAAUCGACGACCCUUACGAGCCACCAUCGAAUUGCGAGGUCGUGUUGAAACACAGUGGAGACGACGUUUCUGGUUCGCCACAUCAGAUGGCUGAGAGCAUCAUCUCGUACCUGCAAAGCAAAGGUUACCUUGAAGGCUAA
Thlaspi arvense is the source of this 903-nucleotide messenger RNA. Lineage: Eukaryota; Viridiplantae; Streptophyta; Magnoliopsida; Brassicales; Brassicaceae. The record is from the annotation of a GenBank genome assembly.